This is a messenger RNA of Triplophysa rosa, 6256 nucleotides long. It is a transcript of the gene tsc1b, whose product is annotated as TSC complex subunit 1b. Gene Ontology annotation, biological process: negative regulation of TOR signaling; negative regulation of cell population proliferation; regulation of cell cycle. Gene Ontology annotation, cellular component: TSC1-TSC2 complex. NCBI's taxonomy places the organism in Eukaryota, Metazoa, Chordata, Actinopteri, Cypriniformes, Nemacheilidae. Bases 214 to 3909 code for a protein of 1231 amino acids. The transcript is spliced from 22 exons. The record is from RefSeq and is a predicted model, not a curated record.
GCAGGGAGGGGUUGUGAGGUGUUCAAGAUGGCGGCGCCCUGUGGAGUGCAGUUGCUCUAACAGUGGUUCCUGGAGACUGGAUCGACGGGCGGCCCAGGGACCCCUCCAGGCCGGACAGGACGCUGGAUGCCGCGAGAGUGACGUCUGAGAGCCGCGCCCAAGUCCUUUUUAGAGACACCCGCCUCCGAACUCUCCCGCGCUGUCCGCACCAUCAUGUCCAGGGAACAGCUGAACGUGGGGGACCUCCUCCCUCUCCUGGAGACCUCUGACCUCCGGCAGCUCGAUGAGAUCAAGGGCCUUAUCAAUGAACACCUCAACACAGAUCGAGGGUCAGUGCUGCUGAAUGGUUUGGUGGAUUAUUUCCUGGAGACUAACUCUGCCCAGGCAGUGCACAUCCUGUCCUCAGUGAGGGAGCCACAUGAUAAGCACCUUUUUGAUAAAAUGAAUGAAUGCAUGAGUAAAGCCCAGUGUCGCCUGCCCACGCUCACUCUACUGGGGCAUGUUGUCCGAAAGCAGCCGUCUUGGAUUCACAAGAUUGCUCGCUAUCCGCUGCUGCUAUCUCUCCUAAAAUGCCUCAAGACAGACACAGAUGUUGUGGUUCUGAUAACUGGAGUCUUGGUGCUUAUCACCCUGUUACCCAUGAUUCCUCAAGCUGGCAAGCAGCACCUCUAUGAGUUCUUUGACGUAUUCGGCCGUCUGGCUUCCUGGAACCUGAGAAGCCCGGGACACAUACCAGAGGUGUAUCUCAUCCACCUGCACGCCAGCAUGUACGCACUCUUCCAUCGGCUCUACGGGAUGUAUCCCUGCAACUUUGUGUCCUACCUGCGGUCUCAUUACUGUAUGAAGGAGAACAUGGACACCUUUGAGGAAGUUCUCAAGCCAAUGCUAGAGCAUGUUAGAAUACACCCAGAGUUAGUAACCGGAACCAAGGACCAUGAACUAGAUCCUAGCAGGUGGAAGAGGUUUGAGAUUCAUGACAUAGUCAUUGAGUGUGCCAAAGUCUCUCUGGAUCCAAAGGAGGCGUCCUGUGAAGAGGGCUACACCACCAUGCCUGAGCAUUUCUGUGCCCAUUUACAGCAACGUCCUGCUGAUUGCACUGCCAGUCCGUACACCGACUUCCACAGUAGCUAUGGAAGUUCUUCCUCGACUCAUUUCUCCACCCCCCGUCAGCCUGUUGUCCCUCCUCUGGCCCUGUCCUCUUUCUCAGGGACUCAGCCGCCCUGUCGCAGCCCCACUGGGACCCGUCGGCAGAACUCCAGCUGUGAAUUUAAUGCUGCAUAUGGCGCUAAAGAUUCCCUCUGGAGUCCCUCCUCCCAGUGUGGCAUGGCCACGCCUCCUUCCUCCCGUGGGAUGUCACCAAACCCGGAACUCUACCAGAGUGCCUCUCACCUACCCAGCCGCCUCUACAGCACACCUGCGGGAGGUAAAGGCACCCCGUCCUCCAGCAUGCCCGCAGCCGCCUCGCCUCUCCCCAGCCUCUCCGAUGAGUUUCCCCACAUGAUGCCACAACGCAGCACCGCUAGCCCACCAUGCAAGGAUGGAAGACCUUUUGACCACACCAAACCCGCCCUGGUAAGGCAGGAGCCAAUCCGAGAGCCUGAAGUGACCAGUUAUAGAGAUGGUAGAAGUGAGAACAUGUCCAUGACACUGAAAGAACUCUCAGUCUACAUGAAGGAACAGGAGCAAAUGAGGAUCGAGAAAGAAAGGGAGGAUGCUGCCAUCACAGAAGAGCUUCAGAAGUUGACUGAAGAGAAACGUGAUGUAGCUGCUCUUCGUGGUUUUGACUCGCCCUUCUUCAGCACCACAGAGACCCUGACCGGAGCCCAGGAGAAACCUCUACACUACUCAGUCCUAGGCGGCUCGAUCAGAGACCCUCACAACGCUAUCUCCACCCCCGAUAAAUCCGAGACCGGAGACAGGAGCAGGGUCAGCAGAGGUACAUCCCAGGAGCAUCCAUGGUCCUUUCAACCAGUAUUCACACCCAUCGAUCAUCCGACCCACAGUCAUCUCCAUCGGAGCCCCUCUGCAUUGGACGACGAAGCUCUAAAAUUCGGCUUGUGCUCCCCAAGCCCGUGCAAACCUCUGCCUCUGCCGUACGAGGCGCUGUUUGACAUGGCCUUACCCCGGACGGCCUCCCUGUUCAUAGGGAGGAAGACUUCGGAGAUUGUGCAGCGAGUAUCUGUAGAAAGGUGCCAGAGAAAUGACGUGGGCAAGCACGGUGAAGAGGAGGGUGUGGAGGGGGUUGUAUCGGCUUCACCUCUGGAGGUGCUGGACCGCCUCGUGCAGCAGGGUGCUGAUGCACAUGAUAAAGUGCUGAAGAGAUUACCCCUGCCAAGCAAGUCAGCUGACUGGACGCACUUCGGAGGUGCUGCUCCUCUGGAUGAGCUGCACACACUGCGCAGUCAGCUGCUACUGCUGCACAACCAGCUGCUGUACGAGCGCUACAAGAGAGAGCAGCACGCCUUGCGCAACCGCCGUUUGCUCCGCCGCAUCAUCAACGCCACCGCGCUGGAGGAGCAGAACAACGCUAUGAAGGACCAGCUGAACCUGCAGAGUGUGGAUAUCAUGUCUCUCAGAGAGAGCUUGCAGGUGGAGCAGCAGAGAUACAGACAGCUUUGGGAUGACAGAGAGACUGUAGUGACGCGCCUCCACAGUCAGAUACGCCAACUGCAGCAGGCCAGAGACGAUUAUUACACCAAAAACCAGGAGUUACAGAGUAAGCUACAAGAAUGCCAGAAGAGAAUAGGCGAGAUGGAGGCGGAGCUUCAGAGGGCAAACAACAAGGUGUGCCACACAGGGCACCUGCUGAACCAACUCACUGCCAAGCUGUCGUCAAGUGAAAGCGUUCAGCAGCAGCUGAGUUUUCUAAACAAGCAGUUGUUGCUGUUGGGAGAAGCUCAUAAACUGUGUGUCCAGGAACUGAAGCAGGCUGGACCAGACACCAGCAAGGAGGUACAGAUGCUCCAGUCAUCCCGGGGAAAGGAAACGGAAGAUCUGAAGCAGAAUCUGUUAUUUCAGACCCAAAAGCUAGAUGCUGGUCAGCAGAGAGUAGCCGAGCUAGAGACGCUGCUCUCCAAGAAAGAGCACCUGAUUGCGGAGCAAAAAAAGUUUCUAGAAGAUGUCAAGGUUCAGGCCAGAGGGGAGCUGCAGGCUUCUGAGAGCAGGUACCUUACCCAGCGGCGGGUAGCACUGGCCCUCCAGGCUGAACUUUUACAGCUGUACAGCAGGCUGGAAACUGAAGACUCUUCUACCACUGCUUCAGCCUCACCAGCAGAGGGUGCAGCAGAGACACGCAGUUCUACAGAGACCAGUGUCAUAGUGGUGGACAGGCCAGUGAAAACAGCCACCAAAGAGGAAGGCAAAGCUCCUCAGUCUCCACGCGGCAACGGCAGCACUCUAUCAUCAGGGCAAUCCAAAGCCAGUCCCUCCGCCGCCAACUCUGUAAACGGGAACCGUGACACUCCUCCACCCGUACUAAUGGAACCACCCCUCCACCGUCCCCAUUCCCCGCUAGGCCCCCCAGGACCCCUGGUCUCUGCCGGGGCCCCGCUCACUGUGGGCUCCUACCCAAACGCCAAGAGCUUUUUGGGCAUGCGGGCGAGAGAGCUCUUCCGCAACAAAAGCGAGAGCCAAUGUGAUGAGGACGAACCUCCUCCUCCCCGUCUCACUGGCCUGUCACAGGGCCUGAAGACUGAGCUUUGCGUGGAGCCGACAGCGAAGAGCACACCUGGCGCUCCGGGGUCCACCUCUGCACAGAGCAUCACCCUCGUCACGUCUGCCAAAGAAAGCCACCCUGGUUCUCAGAGAGCAGAUAACCGAGACACGUUCGGAUCAAGGUGCCCAGAGCGGCCCAGACAGCAGCCGCUAAGAAUCUUGGACUAUUAUGAAAGUCACCAGGAGCACAGCUGAAGUAAGAGGAGGUAUGGAGAAAGUUGAAGUUGGAUGGAGAGAUGUGCAAAUUUAGAUAUAUUUAGAUAGUGUAAGGCAAGACUCUUUCAAUUUUCAGUGUUAUCUGUACAAUUUCCUCAAGACGACAACAGGAUUUGCAAGGAGGGAUUAAGUAAAGCCCUCACCAAAACUGGAAAGCUUGGACUAAAAUGUUACGAAUGCAGUUUUAAAGUUGGUCACACAUUAAUCCCACUAUAUUUUACAGCAUAAACAUAACUGCUACAUUUUGUUUUUGCUUAUUCAUAUAUGUGUUUAGGGAAAUAUUAGAAGCAAUAUCAUUUGAUUGAGUUGUAGUGAUGGUACAGUCCUCACACGCUCACAGCUCAACCGCACAGAGUGUGAGUGUGUGCUCGGAUGUCUAGAGGAGGAGGAUCCAGUAGUCUUGUGCCAAGCAGUGUUCAUUUUUUAAACCAUCAGGUUUUAACAGACAUGUCAGGAUCCUUUUCAUGUGCUAAAAUCAUGUUUAUUUUUACAAUGUUACUGUGUGUAUGUAUGAUGUCCGUGUGCAUCUUGUAGAAUAUCCCGGAGUCAGGACCAAGACAGAUUCUGGGUUAAAUUGCACUGUCAGUUGUUCAUCGUGAAAAAUCCCUUUUAGUCUCAGACUAGACUUGAUUUUGGUCUAUAUUCUAAGGGGCAGUUUCCCGGACAGGGUUUAAGCCUAGUCCCAGACUAAUUUAAAUGUUAGAGGUGUUUUAAUCGAAAACAACUUGCACUGACAUAUCUUAAAAUGUAUCAGAGGGAUUGUUUUGUCUCAAGAUGCCCACCAGUAAUGUUUUUUUGUAACGAAAGUUUUUAAAAACGACUUUAAUAUCCUAAUUUAACCAAGGCCUAGUCCUGGUUUAAACUAAUCCCUGUCCGGGAAACCGCCCCUAAAUGUUACAGCCAAAACAAAGAGAGGACCCAGUGUGUUUCAAGAGGUUUUUUAUAUGAAUAGAAUUUUUAAAAUUUAUUUAUUUUUGUUGUCCUAUCUUCCCCUUAUGUUAUACAUAGCUUUUCAAGCUAAUUUUGGAGAAAGUAUUGCCAGUUACUCACUGCUUUUAAAAAGCCUCUUUACUGAUUUACAUGUCGCCAUUUAACAGGAAGUUCUUUGUGCUACGAAAUAUCCUAAGACAUGUAAUUAAAAUCUAGAUAUCGGCCUUAAUCAAGCCUUUGAAAAAAAUGAAAUUGCACUGGACAGUUCACCCCAAAAUAAAAAUUCUGUCAUUUAAUCGCCCUCGAGUUGUUCAAAAUAUGUAUAAAUGUAUUUCUUCCGAUAAACAGAGAGAAAUAUAUAUGGAAGAAUGCUUGUAACCAAACAGUUCUUGGCCACCAUUGACUACCAUAGUAGGAAAAAUGACAAUGGUAGUCAAAAGUGCCCCAGAACUGUAUGCUUUCCUACAUUCUUCAAAAUAUCUUCUUUUGUGUUCAACAAAACAAAGAAAAUUAUAAAGCAAUAUUCCUACUAUGGUAGUCAAUGGUGGCCAAGAACUGUUUGGUUAAGAGCAUUCUUCUAAAUAUCUUUCUCUGUUAAUCAGAACAAAGAAAUUUGAGGGUGAGUAAAUGAAGACAGAAUUUGCAUUUUUGGGUGAACUGUUCAUUUAAAUUAUUAGGUCAGUUAUAAUAAUUAAUACUUCGAAAAUCGAAUAGUUAGACAUACAAUAAAACUAGAAAAGAACUUGUUCAGACAGCUUUAGUGCAGUUCUUUAUUGUGCUGGCAGAAAUAUAGUCUCUUACCAGCUUUGGUGACACCUGUAUUCUACCCUCUAAAAUCAAGGCGCCGCAUUCAUUUCAAUAUUAUUACAAAUUUUGCUUUCUGAGUGCCAAAUUUUUAAGACGUUGUGUAGAGUUGAGAUGUAUUGGCUUUGUCGUAUUACUCAGCAUAUCUAUUCCUAUAACUACAUAUCAGGGGUUAAUGCAAGACUCUUUUUGGGGAUGGGGGGGGACAGGUUGAGAUUUUGCUAAGAUGGAAGUAGGCAACUUUUUAACUGCAGGUAAUUUCCACUAAGUUCACAAUAAUUUAUAAAGAAAAAAGUUCCCAAAUCCUGUUGUCCCCUUGAUAUCUAUGCUGUUCCUUCUGCCUUGCUAUCUAGAGCAUGUACAACAAUCCUCUUUUAAUGCCAACAACAGGAACGACGACUUAACAAGACACAAGGUACAAUCAUUAUGAAAUGAAAGGAACGUAUAAAUUGGAGCUCCUUUGAUGCAGAUGAAAGUUCUGGGGUUUGUUUGGGCAGGGAGGCCAGGUCGGUUCGCAUAAGGUUCUUAAUGCAGUUGCUUGUGUUAACUGUGAAUGACAAAAAUAAAAUCAUCUUCAAUGUUUUGCACUACA